AUGCUCCCCGAGGAGCGCAAGGAGGGCUCGCGCCCCUUCGGGAAGCUCCAUUUCCCCGUGGGGCUCUGGAUCAACUCCCCCAAGAAGCGCCUGGCCAAGAUGAGCCGGCGCUGGCCCAGCGCGGGCUCCGUCCGCUCCACCUCCUCGGACACGCCCAGCCGCGCCAGCGACCUCGGACCCCCGCCCCAUUUCCGGGGCCGCCGCCGCGUCCCCUGCCAAAGCGAAGCCGCCGCGGCACAAGCGCCUGUCGCACCUGUUCCACCGCGCCACCCGGCGUGCAGCGGCGGCAGCGGCGGCAGCGGCGGCAGCGCGGGCCCGGCGCACCCGCACUCCCGCUGGGCCAGCGAGAAGAAGCUCAGCGACCUCCGCGACCCCCGCGGCCCUUCUGGGCUCGGGGUCUGCCGAGCCCCCGUGCAUCCUCAAGAUCUUCGGCGGGCCGGCGGCGCGGGCGGCGCCUGGCAGGGCGAGCACCUGCGCGAGGUGGGCGGCAGGAGCGCGCUGCUGCUGCAGGAGCUCUGGAAGCCCAAGGCCGGCUGGUCGCGCCGCUUCGAGAUCCGCCGCCGCCAGGACCUGGACCGCGACCGCGACAGCAGCGGCGGAGGGGACGACGGCGACGGGGGCGACGGGGCCGCACGCGGCGGCAUGCGCGCGCUCAGCGUGGCCGGGGGCGGGGACACCGCGGGACCCCCGCCCGCCCCCGCGACCCCCGCCCCGGACGGCGGGACCCCCCCCGCGGAUGAGGCCGGGGGUCCCAGCCUGGAGCUGCUGUCGCAGUGCCUGAUCCAGCCCCCCCGCGACCGCCCCUAUUUCCUGCUGCUCAGGGGGUACGGCAAGGAGGACUUCGUGCUUUUCAUCAUGACCCGCCCCCAGCACAUCUUCGGCCGCCUUGACCGCCGCGGGGGAGGGGUCCCCAGCCCCGAGCCCCCCCCCGGCACCCCCGAGACCCCCGAGACCCCUCCCCAAAAACCCGAGCCGGGCCCCUUCUCGGUGGUCGACACCUUCCUGGACGCCCCCGACCUCCUGCCCCGCCACUGCCUGGUGCAGGCCGAGCCCGGCCCGGGGGUCCCGGGGGUCCUGGGGGGGGGGGCAGGCGGCUGCGACCCCCCCCAUAAUUCCGGGGACCCCCCCUCAGCCACCGUUCGUCCCUUUCGGGGCGCCCCCACCACGCUGAACGGGACCCCCCUGUUCCGCCGCGCCCCUCUGCGCCCCGGGGACCUUUUGGGUCUGGGGGAGCACGUCCUGCUGCUCUACAAAGACCCCCGCGUCGGGGAGGGGUCCCGGCCGCCCUGGGCGCCCCCCGCGCGGCCCCCGCUGGGCAUUUUGGGGGUUUUGGGGUGCGCGGGGUGCGGGAGGAGCCCGCGGGAGCGGCGGCAGGAGCUGCGGGCGGCGCUGCGGAGCCCGCGGGCCGAGCUGCGCUACCGCCCGCAGGACGAGGCCGCGCUGCUCAGGGACAUCCUCAGCAUGGACCCGGGGGGCUUCGGGGGCUCCCGGCGGGGCUCGGGGGGCCCCACGCAGGAUUCGGGGGAUUCGGGGGGUGCCGAGGGGGAUUCGGGGGGUCCCGAGGAGGAUUUGGGGGCGCUGGCCCCCGCGUUCCUGCUGGGGCUGUGCCUGGAACACGCGGCCAAGGAGUUCCCGGCGGGGCAUUUCCCGGAGCUGCUGGGCAAAGUGGCGGGGAUGCUGCGGGAAACGGUCUGGGAGAAAAUCAAAGAAAUAGGGGACCGGCAGCCGGAGAGCCCCCCGGACGGGGACCCCCCCCCGUUCCCGGACCUCGCCGGGGUCACCUCGGACCUGCGCCCCCUGCUGGGCUGGCUGGCGAACAGCGUGGAGCUGCUGAACCUGGCGCAGGCGCACCUGCAGGCGCUGGAGGCGCAGCUCGACAUCGAGGGGCCAUGCCCCGAGCUGGAGAAGGACCUGGAGAGCUGUGACGAGGCCCUGGGCGUGCUGGACGAGGUGAUCAUGUCCACGUUCCAGCAGAGCGUCUACUACCUGACCAAGACGCUGUACUCGGCGCUGCCCGCCCUGCUGGACACGAACCCGUUCGUGGGCGCGGGGGAGCCGCGGGCGGGGCCGGACCUGGGCGGGGUCCCCGAGGGGCUCCGCCCCCCCCUGGCCGUGUUCCGCGCCGUGCUGGGGCUGACGCGGGACUGCCGCCUGCACCCCGAGCUGGCGUCGCAGACCUUCGGGUACCUGUUCUUCUUCUCCAACGCGUCCCUCUUCAACACCCUCAUGGAGAAAGGCAGCGCGGGGCCGUUCUUCCAGUGGUGGGUGGGCGUGCGGCUGCGCACCAACCUGGACCUGGUGCUGGACGGGCUGGGGGCGCUGGGGCUGGGCGACAUCGCCGGCGACUUCUUCAGGAAACUGUCAGCGACCGCCAACCUGCUGUGCACGCCCCGCGGCUGCCUGGAGCAGGCCACGUGGGCCCGGCUCCGCGCCGAGUUCCCCUCACCUGCGCAGCUGCACCACGUCCUGCGGCACUACCGGCUGGGGCGGGGCCGGGCCGCCCCACCUGCCUGGAGCCCCACGCCCGAGGAGAGCGCGGCGGCCACCACAGGCGACAUCUUUGAGAGUUUCUCGGAGCACCCCCCGCUGCUGCUGCCCACCCGGGGGUUCCGCCUGCGCCCGGGGGUCCCGCUGGGCCCGGGGGCUGCCCCCUUCCUCAAAAACCCCAAAGAGCCCCAAAACUCGAGGCCGAAACCCCUGAGACCCCCCAAAUAA
This is a messenger RNA of Camarhynchus parvulus, 2715 nucleotides long. It is a transcript of the gene RASIP1, whose product is annotated as Ras interacting protein 1. NCBI's taxonomy places the organism in Eukaryota, Metazoa, Chordata, Aves, Passeriformes, Thraupidae. Gene Ontology annotation, molecular function: GTPase binding. Gene Ontology annotation, biological process: angiogenesis; regulation of GTPase activity; negative regulation of Rho protein signal transduction. The record is from RefSeq and is a predicted model, not a curated record. Gene Ontology annotation, cellular component: cell-cell junction.